Molecule: messenger RNA, 1131 nt
Organism: Histoplasma capsulatum G186AR
Lineage: Eukaryota; Fungi; Ascomycota; Eurotiomycetes; Onygenales; Ajellomycetaceae
Product: 2-nitropropane dioxygenase
Exons: 1
Coding region: 1-1131 (376 amino acids)
Molecular function (GO): nitronate monooxygenase activity
Source: RefSeq, a predicted model, not a curated record
AUGCCGACCCUCCACGCCCUCCACCCCACCCUCCCCGCCAGCACCCCCGCCAUAAUCAGCGCGCCAAUGCUCGCCAUCGCCUCCCCCAACCUCGCCGUCUCCGUCACCCGCGCCGGCGGCCUCGGCUUCAUCGGCGCUGGCUUCGGCGUCUCCAGUCUCGAAACCCUCCUCUCCCAAGCCGCCGAACUGGUCUCGAAGCCCUGCUCCUCCCCACCCAUCCCCAACUACACCUACAAAAAAGACGACGACGACGACGACGAUACCUCCUCCUCCCCCCUCCCCAUCGGCAUCGGCCUGCUCAACUGGGGCGCAGACCUCGACCUCGCCCUGCCCGUUCUCGCCAAACAACCCCCCGCCGCACUCUGGCUCUUCGCCGCCCGCGACCCAGACCCCGCCUCGACCUUCGCGGCGUGGGCGCGCGAGGUCCGCCGCGCCACGCACAACCGCACCCGCAUCUGGAUCCAGAUCGGCUCCGUCGCUGAGGCGCUAGAAGCGGCCGCGCGCGCGCAGCCGGACGUCCUGGUCGUGCAGGGGAGCGAUGCGGGGGGGCACGGGCUGGCGCGCAGCGCGAGCAUCGUCUCGCUCGUGCCGGAGGUGAAAGACGCGCUGGUGCGGGCGGGGCACGGGGGGAUCCCGCUGGUGGCGGCGGGGGGGAUAGCGGACGGGCGCGGGGUGGCUGCGGCGCUGUGCCUGGGGGCGCAGGGGGUUGUGAUGGGGACGCGGUUCCUGGCGAGCGCGGAGGCGGCGGUGUCGCGCGGGUACCAGGCGGAAGUGCUGCGGGUGGCGGACGGCGGGGUGAGCACAGUGCGCACCACGGUGUACGACGCUGUGCGCGGGUAUAAUGCGUGGCCGGCGCAGUAUGACGGGCGCGGGGUGGUGAAUGAGACGUUGCGGGAUAAGGAGGCGGGGAUGGACGAUGCGGAGAACCAGAGGCUAUAUAAGGAGGAGAUGGCGAAGGGGGAUGCCGGGUGGGGCCCGACGGGGCGCAUGACGACGUAUGCGGGGACGGGGAUUGGCUUGGUUAGGGAGGUGAAAUCUGCGGAGGAGAUUGUGAGGGGGGUGGUGGCGGAGGCAAAGGAGAUUUUGGAGGAGGUUAAGGGCAGGUUGUGGGGAGGGUUAGAUGAAAAAUGA